Molecule: messenger RNA, 2396 nt
Organism: Gadus macrocephalus (Pacific cod)
Lineage: Eukaryota; Metazoa; Chordata; Actinopteri; Gadiformes; Gadidae
Gene: kcnf1b
Product: potassium voltage-gated channel, subfamily F, member 1b
Exons: 1
Coding region: 465-1832 (455 amino acids)
Biological process (GO): potassium ion transmembrane transport; protein homooligomerization
Cellular component (GO): membrane; voltage-gated potassium channel complex
Molecular function (GO): voltage-gated potassium channel activity; protein binding
Source: RefSeq, a predicted model, not a curated record
UGCGCGCGCGUGCGCGCGUGUGCGUGUGUGUGUCUGAGAGAGAUCGCGCGAAGGAGACAGAGUUAGAGAGAGAGCUAGAGAAAGAUGACAGACAGACAGACAGACAGACAGACAGACAGACAGACAGACAGACAGACAGACAGACAGACAGACAGACAGACAGACAGACAGACAGACAGACAGAGACAGAGACAGAGACAGACACAGAGAGAGAGAGAGAGAGAGAGAGAGAGAGAGAGAGAGAGAGAGAGAGAGAGAGAGAGAGAGAGAGAGAGAGAGGGAGAGGGAAAGGGAGAGGGAGAGGGAGAGGGAGAGAGAGAGAGGGUAUAACUUGGUAUCCAUCUUUUCCGUUCAUUUUGGCAGAGAAUUAACAGCAAAAACAACAACAACACCACCAACAACAACAACAACUUACUGAGUCCUAAGUAUCGCCUCUCAUUGGAAAGUCCUCCUUUCUCUGGAAUAUGUGGACCAUACCCAAGCCCAGAUACAAGAACGGUUCCGCCGGGGAGGAGAGUGAGGAUGAGAUCGCUGUGAACAUUGGCGGGGUGAGAGUGGUGCUUUUCGGGGACGUUUUGAACCGUUACCCGGAGAGUCGCCUGGCGGAACUAGUGAACUGCUCACCUCAAAACUACGACGGCAUCUUGUCUCUCUGUGACGACUUUGACCCGGGCAGAAACGAGUUUUACUUUGACCGAGACCCCGAUGCCUUCAAGUGCAUCCUUGACGUUUACUACUUUGAUGAGAUUCACAUCAAGCGAGGCAUUUGUCCCAUUUGUUUUCUCAAGGAGAUGGAGUUCUGGAAGAUCGACCCCAGCGUGCUGGACGAGUGCUGCAAAAGUGACCUGAGCGAGAAGGAGGUCGAGUUGAAGGAGAUCGCCAGCAAGGUGCUUCUCAUCUUGGAGGACAUGGACAGUGAGCCCCCCGUGACUCGCUCUGAGCGGUACCAGAGAUUCCUCUGGAAGAUGAUGGAGAAGCCCGGCUCUUCGUUGGUGGCGCGCGUCGUCGCCAUCGCCUCGUUCCUCUUCAUCCUUGUCUCCUCCAUGGUGAUGUGCGUGGGUACCAUCCCGGAGCUCCAGGUUAUGGACACCGAGGGGAAACUCGUGGAACACCCGACCCUGGAGGCGAUAGAGACCGCCUGCAUCUUGUGGUUCACCGUGGAAUACAUGCUGCGUCUCGCGUCCUCUCCAAACAAGCUGCACUUUGCCUUCGCGUUCAUGAACGUCAUCGACUUCAUGGCCAUCGUACCGUUCUACGUCGUCCUCAGCCUCACCUACCUCGGCACCAGCGCCAUGAUGGAGCUGGCCAACGUUCAACAAGCGGUGCAGGCUCUUCGUAUCAUGCGCAUCGCGCGCAUCUUCAAGUUGGCACGCCACUCGUCCGGGCUGCAAACCCUCACGCACGCGCUCAAGAGGAGCCUCAAAGAACUGGGCCUGCUGCUCAUGUACAUGGGAGUGGGAAUCUUUGUGUUCUCUGCACUGGCCUACACCAUGGAGCAAAGCCACCCGGAGACUCUGUUCAAGAGCAUCCCGCAGUCUUUCUGGUGGGCCAUCAUCACCAUGACCACGGUGGGCUACGGAGACAUCUACCCCAAGACGACGCUCGGGAAGUGCAACGCGGCCGUGAGCUUUCUCUGCGGGGUGAUAGCUAUCGCUCUGCCCAUCCACCCCAUUAUCAACAACUUUGUGGUGUUUUACAACAAGCAAAAGGUGCUGGAGACGGCUGCCAUGCACGAGGUGGAGCUGAUGGAGUUGAAGUCGGGCAGGAGCGCGCGAAGAACCAGCGCGACUCCAGGCGACUUGCAGCAACCGCGUGCGCGCACAGCACAGUGACAUGCGUGCGUCCCCAUCAUCCCUGCAGUUGUGCAAAGUGUGUUAUGGCACAGGAACGGCGUUGCAAGCAUUUUGGACAAAUAGAAUACCGUGUUGAUAGGGCUUUAUAACUAGCGUUAUUGGCGGUUUUGAUAUCUGUUUUGAUUAAUCUCAAUAGUGUGCAUGCCUCUAUGUGUCUAUAUUCACGCUUUUAUGUUAUACGUUGUAAACAUUAAAAAACAAAACAUUGGAAACGAUAUUUAUUCAUAUUUUUCUUCUUCUUUUUAAAAUAAUUAUAUUUGAUUUGCUGCCUACAAAACAAAGCUGCAUGACAUUACUGUAUUAACGGAUUUGUUUGCCCGUGGUAUUCGCUUAUUCUAGAAUAACGAUGAUGUUUUUUUCUGUGGCGUUGCAAUGUUUUUCUCAGUAAAAUAAAGAAAUUAAAAGCAACAUUUUUGUUCAAGUGUCUCCUGUGUGUGCGUGUGUGCGUGCGUGCGUGUGUGUGUGUGUGUGUGUGUGUGUGUGUGUGUGUGUGUGUGUGUGUGUGUGUGUGUGUGUGUGUGUGUGUGUGUGUGUGUGUGUGUG